AUGGCACAGGAUGAGAAGGUUGAAAAAAGGCCAAAGUCCUUUGAGGCCCUCACUCCAGAACUAUCCACAUGGAUCCUGGACUUCACAAAAGGCAUGGGAUUCGCCCGCACAACGCCAGUCCAGGCCAUGGCCAUUCCACUCUUGAUGGGCAACAAAGAUCUUGUCGUCGAAGCUGUCACUGGAAGCGGAAAGACCUUGAGCUUUCUCAUACCACUUGUAGAGCGCAUCCUGAAAGCUGAGGAUCCGAACAAGAAAGGCUAUGUACGGUCGAUCGUGGUUGCGCCGACGAAAGAAUUGGCCAGUCAGAUCUAUCAUGUACUCGCUGGAUUAUUGGACUUUCAUGCGCCAUCAGCUGCUAUGAUGAAGCAAAGCAAUAAGCCUGAAGAGGACAGCGAAGACGAAGAUAUGGACGAUGCGGACAUUGAAGAAGUACCACCCGGACCUUAUGUGAUACCGCAGCUGCUCGUUGGUGGCAGAACGAAGCCUUCGGAAGAUCUGGCCACCUUCUCAACUCUGAACCCAAACAUCCUCAUAGGCACACCGAAGCGACUGGUCGAGGUGCUUCAUUCAUCAAAAGUCGUGCUGAAGAGACACUGGUUCGACCUGCUGGUGCUGGACGAAGCAGAUCGACUGCUUGACCCUAAUUUCCAACCAGAUUUGCAGAAGAUUUUGGAACUUGUGCCUAAGGAGCGUCGAACAGGUUUGUUCAGCGCUUCAAUUUCGGAAGCAGUGGAUGAGCUUGUUCGAGUCGGCAUGAGAUAUCCCUUCAAAAUCAGCGCCAAAGUUCGUAGUAAGUCUGGAGCACUGGACAAACGCACACCGGAAAGUCUGAAGUUGUACCACCUCGUCACCAAGCCGACAUUGAAACUACCACACUUGAAGAAUAUUCUCGAGAGGGCGCAAGCGGAGAAGACGAUUGUGUAUGUCUCGACGAGAGCUGGUGUCGAUUACUGGAACCACGUCCUACCUGCGGUCUUAGGCGUAUCGGUCUAUCCUCUCCACGGCGAUCACAAAUCUGCAAUCCGCACCAAGAACUUACAAAGAUUUCGCGACUCAACCACUCCUGCUAUUCUUCUCACAACAGACGUGCUAGCUCGCGGCAUCGACAUACCAGACAUCGACCUAGUUAUCCAACUCGACCCACCCAAGCAACCCAAGGACUUUAUCCAUCGCUGCGGCCGGACUGGUCGUGCAGGGAAACGUGGCAUGGCUAUCACAUUUCUCAGCGAAGGUGCCGAAGAGGACUACAUCCGAUACUUGAGCCUGCAAGGCACACUUCUAGAACCCUACCCAGAUCCCCUCACCAUACCCCCAGAAACCGCCGAAGAAACAAUCUUCAAAAUCCGAACCCUCCUAACAUCAAAACGCGAACUUCACGACCGCUCCCAAAAAGCCUUCGUCUCCUGGCUCCAAGCCUACACAAAAACCCUCCCAACCGACAUAUUCUCCAUCCGCAAACUCAACUGGCCCGAAACCGCAAAAUCUUGGGCUCUCCUCCGCUGGCCCAAAAUGCCAGAACUCAAACGGAAGCCAAGCGUUUAG
Messenger RNA from Pseudocercospora fijiensis CIRAD86, 1542 nucleotides. RefSeq lists its product as uncharacterized. The transcript is spliced from 2 exons. NCBI's taxonomy places the organism in Eukaryota, Fungi, Ascomycota, Dothideomycetes, Mycosphaerellales, Mycosphaerellaceae. Gene Ontology annotation, molecular function: nucleic acid binding; ATP binding. The record is from RefSeq and is a predicted model, not a curated record. Gene Ontology annotation, cellular component: nucleolus. The coding region runs from base 1 to 1542 and encodes 513 amino acids.